Maudiozyma barnettii is the source of this 516-nucleotide messenger RNA. Its product is annotated as Rtr1/RPAP2 family protein phosphatase. Lineage: Eukaryota; Fungi; Ascomycota; Saccharomycetes; Saccharomycetales; Saccharomycetaceae. The record is from RefSeq and is a predicted model, not a curated record. The transcript has a single exon. The coding region runs from base 1 to 516 and encodes 171 amino acids.
AUGGGUCAAACUAAAAAAAAGCCUGAUUCACAUAUAUGCAACACCCAAAUGACUUCCUUAUACGAGCUGACCCAAUUUGUAUUCAAUACUCCAAAUUCCAAUGAUGUUAUUUCAAAUAUUCUCGCUCUUCUAUCACAGUCAUAUUGCGUUGAUUCAACGACUUUCAAAUGUGUUUUAGCUUUGAUAAAUAUAACUGAUUAUAAUGUACUUGUGAGAGAAAGGCAUAUGAACCACAGAUGUGCUUACCCAUUGUGUUCUAAAGAAAUAUCUAAUACAUUACCAAACGGUUAUUUGGCAGACUAUUGCGGGGAUUAUCACUUUGAUUGUUCCCAAUUUGUCAUCACACAGUUAGCCCAAUUUCCAAGAUGUGGGUUGGAGUUAUGGAAAAGACAAUUAAGUGCAGGUGAAAAGAAUCCAGGAAGAAUGAUUCUCUUUGAGGAGUUACUACAAGAUAAAGUUAUUGAAAAUGACGUAAAUUCACUGACCACUGAUAUGAAUAUAUUUAGAUUAAGGUAA